UUUCUGAAGUUUGGAAGGAGGAAAGCAAAGUUUGGGAAGACGGGUGACCUAUAUUUUACUCAGCCAUGCACAUUCAGGAGUGGUUGCGCUCGCUCCGCGCCGGUGGGGCUGAGCAGGUGGAGGUGGAGGACCUGCGGAGCCUGCUGCCGUCGCUGCCGUCCCUCAACUCGCUGUCCCUGUCGCUGUCCUCCGUCUCCUCCCUGCUGGGCCUGGGCGCCCUGGCCUCCCUCACCGCCUACUGGCUCGCCACGCGCCCCCGCGCCAUCCGCCCGCCCUGCGACCUCCACGCCCAGUCCGUCGCCGUGCAGGGAGACCCCAGCUGCAGACGUUCCGCCCUGCUUCCAGAUGACAACCUGCUGGACUUCUACUUCGAGGACACCAAGACGGCGUACGACAUGUUCCAGAGGGGCCUGCGGAUAGCAGGGGAUGGCCCUUGCUUGGGCUACAGGAAACCUGGGCAGCCAUACGAGUGGAUCUCUUAUACUGAGGUGGCAGAGCGGGCACAGGUGCUGGGCUCGGGGCUGCUUGCCAAAGGCUGCCAGCCCAACCCCAAGCAGUUCGUGGGCAUCUUUGCGCAGAACAGACCUGAGUGGGUUAUUGCAGAGUUGGCAUGCUACACCUACUCCAUGGCAGUGGUGCCACUCUAUGACACUCUGGGUGUAGAGGCGAUGGUGCACAUUCUUGACCUGGCUGAAAUCACGCUGGUCUUAUGUGAUAAAGAGGAGAAGGGGAUGGCUCUGCUGGCCAAUAAGGAGAAGGGUCUGACCCCCACGCUGUCCUGCCUGGUGCUCUUCAACUCCUUCAGCGAGGCCCUGGUGGAGCGGGCGCACAAGUGCGGGGUGGAGGUCCUGCAGCUGGAGCAGCUGAUGGAUCUAGGACGACAGAAUCUUCAAGCUCCUGCGCCUCCCCAACCCCAGGACCUGGCUGUGGUCUGUUUCACUAGCGGCACGACAGGAAAGCCCAAGGGAGCCAUGAUCACACAUGGGAACAUAGCCUCCAACACGUCCUCAGUCAUCAAGAUCCUGGAGGGCUACUUUGUGAUUCGUCAAGAGGAUGUGUCAAUCUCGUACCUGCCCUUGGCUCAUAUGUUCGAGCGCAUGAUCCAGGUGUCCAUGUUCUGUCACGGGGCACGGGUAGGCUUCUAUCAGGGGGACAUCUCUCUGCUCACGGACGACAUCAAGACCCUCCGGCCCACCUUCUUCCCUGUGGUGCCUCGCCUCCUCAACCGCAUCUACGACAAGAUCAUGGGCUCGGUGACGUCCCCCUUCAGACGGGCCGUCCUGCAUUACGCGGUGAGGAGGAAGCAGGCGGAGCUCAGCAGUGGAGUGGUGCGCAACAACAGCCUGUGGGACCGCCUGGUCUUCAACAAGAUCCAGGCUGGGCUGGGGGGUAAUCUGCGUUUCAUCCUGACUGCUUCAGCUCCCAUCUCCCCCACAGUUCUGUCCUUCCUGAGAGCAGCACUGGGCUGUUUGAUCUUUGAGGGCUACGGGCAGACUGAGUGCACCGCUGGCUGCACCUUCUCCAUGCCGGGGGACUGGAGCGCUGGGCAUGUUGGUGCACCCCUACCCUGCGCCAUGGUGAAACUGACGGAUAUCCCCGACAUGAAUUAUUACGCCAAGAAUGGGGAAGGAGAGAUCUGCAUCCGAGGCCACAGUGUGUUCCGCGGCUACCUGAGGGACGAGGGGCGGACGGCCGAGACUCUGGACGCCGACGGCUGGCUCCACAGUGGAGAUGUGGGGCAGUGGCUGCCUAAUGGGACUCUGCGCAUCAUCGACAGGAAGAAGCACAUCUUUAAGCUGUCCCAGGGCGAGUACAUCGCCCCUGAGAAGAUCGAGAACAUCUACACGCGCUGUACCCCGGUACUACAGGUGUUUGUACAUGGAGAUAGCUUACAGUCUCACCUGGUUGGAGUUGUGGUGCCAGACCCGGAAGUCUUCACCGAUUGGACCAAAGAGCGAGGCAUCGUUGGGUCGUAUGAGGAGCUUUGUCAGAAUCCAGAUGUGAAGAAGGCUGUGCUGGAGGACAUGACAGCAGUAGGGAAGGAGGCAGGACUGAAGUCCUUUGAGCAGGUGAAGGACCUGUAUCUGCACCCGGAUCAGUUCAGUGUGAGCAACGGACUCCUGACUCCCACCCUGAAGAGCCGGCGUAUCGACCUGCGCAAAGCGUUCCAAGAGCAGAUCGCCCGCAUGUACGGCAAAGCAGCUGCUUAGAGGACCCUGUGGACACCAACAAACUAGCACGCACACACACACACACACACAACCUGGGUGGCUUAAUGUUGUUCUGCACAGCGAGUCUCUGUUUCAGUGCCUGACAUGGUUGUCUGCACCCUCAUCUGGCCUGAACACUUGUGUUUAUCUUGUUAGCAUUUUUAGCAAAUCACUGUCAUAGACUUCCUGCCACACUUGGGCAAAACGGAGCUAUAAAAACACUCAAAAAGACACACACACACACAGACACACAGACACACACACAACUCUCAAAAGAAUGUUGCUUAAGGUACCCUGGGGAAUCGACCCAGCAGUGGACGUGCUGUUCUUACCCUAUUCUGAUUAUAGCAUACCUCACUGACAUAACUAGAGCACAAACACAUACACAGACAAGGGCCUUUCUUAGCUGAGCAAGAGAGUAAGUUGCUCACAUCCACAGAACAUAGCGUGUGCGUGUGUGUGUGCUUCAGAGGCUCCCAGGCAAGGGGUUCUGAAGUGAGCUUAAAGGGACUGGCCCCUUGCAUAUCCGUCCCCCGUCAUUAGGUAGAGCUCAGAAGCCUGUCCACAGCAGCAGCAGCAACAUGAGGGAUCUUCAGUGUGACCUUACUAUAGCUCUAGCGGUUAGCUUUUAUUGCAGUCCCAGCAGGAGAAGGGACCUUUUGCUCCUUUGAGAUAUCUAUUAUCGGAAGCGUCCAACGACUUAAAACAAUCCACUGUUACUUGUCGAAUCGUGUGACGGAGCGGGAGUUUCCUGGGGGCGGGGCCUGAUGUAAUUUAUGCGGGUUGUGUAAUAUACAGCGACUCUGUAAAUGAUUAAUUG
Molecule: messenger RNA, 3030 nt
Organism: Sardina pilchardus (European sardine)
Lineage: Eukaryota; Metazoa; Chordata; Actinopteri; Clupeiformes; Clupeidae
Gene: acsl2
Product: acyl-CoA synthetase long chain family member 2
Exons: 21
Coding region: 66-2210 (714 amino acids)
Biological process (GO): long-chain fatty-acyl-CoA biosynthetic process; positive regulation of long-chain fatty acid import across plasma membrane; long-chain fatty acid metabolic process
Cellular component (GO): membrane; endoplasmic reticulum; mitochondrion
Molecular function (GO): arachidonate-CoA ligase activity
Source: RefSeq, a predicted model, not a curated record